GCUGAAAUGUAGGAGUUUGAGUGGAAAGUAUGUGGAGCGCUUAUGGAGGAUCAUGCAAUGCCUCUCUCCACUCACUUCCUCACAUUAACUACUAUUUCAAUUACUCUAUUUUUCUCUAAUAUUUAACCUAACUCAAUAUAUAUACUCUACUCACAUCUCUUCCUCUAUAUGUGUCUCUCUAUUUGAGGAGUUAAUUUGGAACAAGAAACAAGAGAUAAAGAAAACAAAUUAAAAAAAAUGUCGUGGCAAACUUACGUUGACGAUCAUUUGAUGUGCGACAUCGAGGGCCAGGCUGGCCUCCGCCUCGCCUCCGCCGCCAUCAUGGGACACGACGGCUCCGUUUGGGCUCAGAGCUCCGCCUUCCCUCAGUUGAAGCCCGAUGAGAUAACGGGCAUAGUGACGGACUUCAACGAGCCGGGGUAUCUGGCCCCGACAGGGCUAUUCGUUGCCGGAGCAAAGUACAUGGUCAUCCAAGGAGAGCCUAAUGCUGUCAUUCGUGGCAAGAAGGGGUCUGGGGGAAUAACAAUAAAGAAAACUGGACAAGCAUUUGUUUUUGGGCUGUACGAGGAGCCAGUGACACCUGGACAGUGCAACAUGGUUGUUGAAAGGCUUGCUGAUUAUCUCAUUGACCAGGGCCUCUAGAUCAU
Molecule: messenger RNA, 647 nt
Organism: Erythranthe guttata (spotted monkey flower)
Lineage: Eukaryota; Viridiplantae; Streptophyta; Magnoliopsida; Lamiales; Phrymaceae
Product: profilin-2
Cellular component (GO): cell cortex
Molecular function (GO): actin monomer binding
Source: RefSeq, a predicted model, not a curated record